AUGUAUGCUGCUGAACCGUAUCGGCCGACCACCGCUGACUCCAAUUUGCAUAAUGGUAUCUCGCGCUCCAACAGCGAUGCAUCCGAUAGCGACGUCUCUAUACAGGCAAAUCAGCGCGUGCGGUAUGCUCGGCGUCCGAUCUCGGAAAAGGCUCGGGGCAUGGUGCACUCACUCCGAUCUUCACUGGGGGCCCAGAUGGCCCAAGUAAGAGAUCGAUUGUGUUGGCAGCGACUACUCCGAGCAGAAUCCAACAGUCCCGGGCUCAGCGAUCAUUUUCUGGCACUGUUAAAGAAUAUCGGCAUCACAUCCUUCUACAAUACCUGCUGCAAGCUAUGCGGCAUUGAGGUAACAGAAAGGCCGAAAGUCUUUAUGGACAGGAGCAAGACACUUGCUUCCAUCCGCUGUGUCCUGCAUGUGGUUCCUGUCAGUGCUGCAUUUGCACUCAUCAUGCUUAAUUCAACUGGUUACUAUAUCGGGGGCGAAUUAUCUGGCACUUCGGGACAAGAUGCAGAGAAGCUCGCUGCGCUGACAUUCGCAGCUAAGCUCCAUGAACUUCUUAUGCUAGCUUCGCUUGGCUCCAUACUAAUUACUUAUAUCCGUAGAGAACUUGCCUUUGGGGAAGGCCUUCCGUUUGGCGCCAUAUUCACCUCCUUGCAGUUUCAAGACAUCAGUUUCCUUUGGUCCCUCAGCAUGUGGGGUUCAGUCAAUCAUGACUGGAAGCGAAGAACCACCAAAUGGUUUAUGCUUUGCCUUAUGGUUAUUUGCACCCUGCUGGGACUAACAGUUGGACCGUCUACAAGUAAUUUAAUGAAACCACGUCUGGAUGACUGGCCAGCAGGUGGUACACCAUUCUGGAUCAAUGCCACCGACAGUGAAGUCUUUCCUCGUGAAAUGAAGAACUCAUCAUCACUAGCGCAUUGUGCUUUUGACAACAGCGACCUCGCCUGCCCGGCCGGGAAUUGGCAAAUCCUCAACCAGGACUAUUACUCGUUCUUUCCGAAGCUCGUCAAUGCGGGCAGUGUCCCCCAAAAUCUUACCAUCUCCGGUCAAGCUUCCAUCCGCAGCUUUGGAAUGAGGUCUCGCAACCUGUUCGGUACUCAUGAGAUGAUGUGGGGGAAUGCUUACACCAUUGCAACUACCCCACUCUCUGUCGUCGCGGAUAGCGUUGCAGAAUUAGGCAGGCUAUGGUCGUACGCUGCCGCCAACAUCGACGUCGGCCGGUUCAAGUUCAGAAACGAUGCACUCUUCAUGACCAACGCCUUGCAGCCGAUGGUACUCACGUUCUGUGGUCAGACGUUCUACGACUACUCCGGUAAUAUCACUCUGGCCUUUCCCGCAUUGGGUACUGCGUCUCUCUCCUCAGGCCCGGGCACGGCCGACACGAGUCAGGCCUCGAUCGAUUUAUACAAUGGGUUUUCCAACAAGACGAUUGAAACCAAGGUGGAAUCACUCCUCCGACAAGGUGCUACCCCUUCCGUGCUCUGGAUCGAUGACUUUCGUCUGCUGCAACCCAUAGACGCCACUCUCGCUGCGAUAUUUGUCCUUCCUGCCACAGUCAGCACCAAUCCACAGUACUUCACUUGCAGCGUCGACAGCAGGCUCACCAACGUUACUUUAGUGUCCACGCGGAACCACAUCAAAAUCGUCACUGGCCAGCCUGCAGAAAUGGACAAGAAUGGGACAUUUCAUUCUGAUUGGCCGCGAGUUGCACUCACGGCGGACUGGGCGACGUACCUGACGCCAGACAUUCCCGGUACAAAUGAAACGAUUCUAUCACCUAUCACCUCGAUGGCUGGCAUCUUCAACAGUUCAACUCCAUCGGCCUCCUACUAUUACGAUAUUAUAGUGGAGAAUAUCCUAGCCACCCUUAUCACCAACGGCAUCGGUCGGUCAGCGUACAAUCAUAGUAUCAUCAUGGACUUGAAAGGUGCUAAUAACCCUAAUGAUCUUUGGGAUGGUGGCGACUGGAUUUACGAUAUAAUUCCUCAAGGCGGAAACAUGGGCACGGGGCGCAACGCAUUCAACGUGUCUGCCGCUGUGCGCAACCGAUCUACUCAAUUGGUUAUGGCAGCUUAUGUGAACGGUUACGCAUACAGCGCGGACGGGAUCACAUCCGUACUCGAAAUGGUCGUACUUGCCAUCUAUAUUGCCGUGGCCAUUGCCCACGUCUGCUAUUCGAUUUACAGCGGGCUCUCCUCGAGCAGUUGGGGCUCAGCACCAGAGAUCGCAGCGCUUGCAUGGAACUCUGCUCCAACUGAAAAGAUGGCUCAUACGGGAGCUGGUAUCUCAACUAUUGAUGUUUACAAGCAUAAUAUACGAGUGAUGCAACGCGACAACAAGUUGGAGAUUGUAACUCGGGAUCACGAUGGGAGAUUCGAGAAGGGGAGACCGCUAUCCCAGCAAGAUGCAGGUUCAGAGAGUGUGACUACAAAUUUGGAUUCGGGUCAAAGCAAUGACGAAAUGGGGCCGAUCGAGGAGAACCAAGCUUAUUCUUAG
Aspergillus welwitschiae is the source of this 2496-nucleotide messenger RNA. RefSeq lists its product as uncharacterized. The transcript has 2 exons. Bases 1 to 2496 code for a protein of 831 amino acids. NCBI's taxonomy places the organism in Eukaryota, Fungi, Ascomycota, Eurotiomycetes, Eurotiales, Aspergillaceae. The record is from RefSeq and is a predicted model, not a curated record.